This is a messenger RNA of Cyphellophora europaea CBS 101466, 1038 nucleotides long. RefSeq lists its product as uncharacterized. The transcript is spliced from 2 exons. NCBI's taxonomy places the organism in Eukaryota, Fungi, Ascomycota, Eurotiomycetes, Chaetothyriales, Cyphellophoraceae. Gene Ontology annotation, molecular function: hydrolase activity. The record is from RefSeq and is a predicted model, not a curated record. Bases 1 to 1038 code for a protein of 345 amino acids.
AUGUCCGCCGUGCUGUACAAGCACUUCCAUCCCAUAAUCGAUUUUUGCCGCUCAUUCGGCCCUUCGAGUCCACCAAUUGCCUGGUCUCUGCGCCUGCGCCUCCUCCUCUUCCAGCCCAUCAUCACUCUCACAGCCCUCAUCACUCAUGCGCCAUACUUCCUCCGACGCAAACCCUACACCACGUUGCGCAUCCCCACACGCUCUGGAGGAGUCCGCGCCCUACUUUACAACCCUCGCCAUUCGGCCACCACGCAACCAGACCUCCGUCCCCUCCACCUAGACCUCCACGGUGGCGCUUUUGCAGGCGGAAACCCCGAGGCCAACGUCCGCUUCUGCGCACACAUCGCUGCCACCACCGGCUGCGUUGUCGUUAGCACCACCUACCGCAUCGCGCCCAUCCACCCCUUUCCGGCCGCCAUCGACGAUGUGGAUGAUGUGGUCUCCUGGCUACAUAUGCACGCCGAGGAGGCACUGGGCGCCAAUCCACGUCUCAUGACCGUUGGAGGAAGCAGCGCCGGCGGGAACCUUGCGGUUUCGAGCUGCCAGGGCGAGGGGUGUCAUGGCCGGGCUGAGACCGCCAUGAAGGGCGUGGUGACGUUCUACGCUCCGCUUGAACUCAGGCUGCCACCGUGGGAGAAGCCACAUCCGCCUAGCAUUCCGCAGAAGGACCCGAUGAGGGUGUUCUUGCCGCUGUAUGAUGCGUAUGCCAGGCUGGCGGGAGUAGAGCAUCAGGAGAACCCGAGGCUCAGUCCGGUGGUGAUGGACGUAACUAUGGUGCCGGAUGAUGUGUUGCUGGUGAUCCCGGGGAUUGAUAUCCUGGUGCAUGAGCAGGAGACCUUUGUCGAAAGGGUGAGGAAAGAGGCCACGGAGAAGGGGCUAGAGAAGAGGGUGGAAGUGCUCAAGAUUGAGGAGGCCUUUCAUGGGUGGAUGGAGCUACCGAGCUUCAUCAUGGAGGAACAACGGGUCCGCGUAUUGAAUCGAGCCACAGCGUGGAUGAAAGAGGUGCAUCGCCGGCAUGGCUUCGUCGCUGAAGACUGA